AUGGAUAUUUAUGAGCCUUUGGAGAUUAUUGGUACAGGAUCCUUUGGCCUCAUUCGCAAAGUAAGACGAAAAUCCGAUGGUAGGUGUAUAACAAGUAAUUUAAUUUGGGGUUAUUCAAAUUAUUGUCGGGUCAAAAUUUUUAAGAUCUUAGCACGUAAAGAAAUCGACUAUCGGCGUAUGAAUGAUAAAGAAAAGCAUCAACUCGUAUCAGAAGUCAAUAUUCUCCGUGAACUUAAACAUCCUAACAUUGUAAGAUAUUAUGAUCGAUACCUUGAUAAUACAAAUUGUAUGAUCUACAUUAUUAUGGAAUAUUGCGAAGGAGGUGACCUUUCCUCGAUAAUUAAAAAAUGUAGAAAAGAGGGGAAUUAUUUGUCUGAAAGCACCAUUUGGUUCUUCUUCACUCAGAUAUUACAGGCGCUUCAUGAAUGUCAUUAUGGCUAUGGUAAUAGUAAUGAUAAUAAGCUUAAAUUGGGAGAUUUUGGUCUUUCGAGAAAAUUGAAUUUAGACCGAGAGUUGGCGCAAACGUAUGUUGGUACACCAUAUUAUAUGUCCCCUGAACUGAUAACUGAAUCACAUUAUGAUACUAAAUCAGAUAUUUGGGCUCUCGGGUGUUUAUUAUAUGAACUUUGUGCUUUACAACCACCAUUUCAAGCAAAAUCACAACCAAGUUUGGCAGUAAAAAUCAGUGCUGGCAUGAUUCCUCCUCUACCAUCACGAUAUUCGGAAGAAAUUAAUAAUAUAAUUAGAGCAAUGCUAAUGGUUGAUCCGGCCAAAAGGCCUACAACUAUGGAAUUACUAAAGAUGUUGCAUCCUAGUAAGGAUAUAACACGUCGAGAAGAGGAGCUUAAACAACGAGAGAUAGCUUUAAACGGACGUGAGAUGAUGGUGGCAAAUAAAGAGGAAGAAUUAAGGCGAGGGUUUGCGGAACUCCAACAAUGCAAACAACAAUUAGAUUAUGAGAGACAGCAAUUUACAAACGAGGCCAAAAUUCAUACAGAGCAAUUUAAUAUGGAAGUUCAACGACAAAAGGAAGAAUUUAAAGUUGAGUAUGCAAAUAUCUUGCAACAAAAGGAGGAAUUGAAUAAGGGCUUUUUAGAGCUUAAACAACAGAAAGAUUUACAAACUCAAAUCCUUCAGAAUCAAGAAUCAGAAUUAAAACGCCACCAUGAUGACCUUCAGCAUCAAAUUGAUGAAUUUAAUAAGACGCGAGAUGCAAUAUUGCUUGAACAGCGAACAAUAGUUUCUCUUCAAACGCAAGUAUCAGACAUUAAAGAGCAGCCCUUGAAUGAAAGCCAAUGUAAUAAUGUUAAAGAUACGGUUCAGGUUGUUGCACAAGUUGAGGCGUUUACAAGUAACGAGGUCACAUCACUUCAUAAUGCAUUAGAAGAUCGAGAAAAUAUAGAUAUUUCGACCUCUAAGGUAAACCUAAAUAAAAAGAGUGAUGUGACCGCGCUGAAAAGCCUUCGUACAACACAUAAGAAAUUUACAUCAAGUUCAAAUGUUGGAGUGGUUAUGAAAGUUCCUGCCAUACAGCAAGAAUUACCGAAAACGAAGCUGAGAAAAUUAAUAUAUCCUCCAUUAGAAGCACGACCCAGAAAUAAUUCAUCGAUAUCAAGCAUUAUUCCUCAAAAAAGAUUAAAACAGGAUUCACAAGAAUCAAAUGUAUGGGAUAUGGACGAUGAUGAUUUACCAUCACCUUUUAUAAAGCAGAAAAGUCAAACUGCUCUCGAAACUUUCCAUGAGGACAUGCACGAUGCACAACUUGACUAUUAUGGGAAAAGAUUAGCAACUUGUUCUUCAGACCGUACUAUUAAAAUAUUUGAAGUUGACGGUGAAAAUCGACAAGAAAUUGAGACACUUAAAGGACACGAUGGUCCUGUAUGGCAGGUCGCUUGGGCUCAUCCGAAAUUUGGAAAUAUAUUGGCCUCAUGUUCAUAUGAUAGUAAAGUUAUUAUUUGGAAAGAACAGAAGGGUUGGAAAAAAAUAAAGGAAUACACAGUACACACGGCUUCUGUAAAUUCUGUAUCUUGGGCUCCUCACGAACUUGGCCCAAUCCUUGCCUGUGCUUCUUCCGAUGGGAAAAUAUCCGUGCUCACCUUCAAAGAUGAUGGCACAUGGGACGCACGGACUUUCGAGGCACACAAUAUUGGCGCUAAUUCAGUUAGUUGGGCACCAGCAACAAUACCAGGAGCGUUAGUUCAAAUCACUGGUGGAGCUCCUAACGUAAACGUUACCAAAAGAUUUGCAUCAGCAGGCU
This is a messenger RNA of Scutellospora calospora, 2257 nucleotides long. The record is from the annotation of a GenBank genome assembly. NCBI's taxonomy places the organism in Eukaryota, Fungi, Glomeromycota, Glomeromycetes, Diversisporales, Gigasporaceae.